Molecule: messenger RNA, 792 nt
Organism: Rosa rugosa (rugosa rose)
Lineage: Eukaryota; Viridiplantae; Streptophyta; Magnoliopsida; Rosales; Rosaceae
Product: probable glutathione S-transferase
Exons: 2
Coding region: 1-675 (224 amino acids)
Biological process (GO): glutathione metabolic process
Cellular component (GO): cytoplasm
Molecular function (GO): glutathione transferase activity
Source: RefSeq, a predicted model, not a curated record
AUGGAAGAAGUGAAGCUACUGGGAUUCUGGCCAAGCUCCUUCGUUUACAGAGUGAUCUGGGCUCUCAAACUGAAGGGUGUGAAAUUCGAUUAUAUAGAAGAAGAUCUUUCCAACAAGAGUGAACUGCUACUGCAGUACAACCCAGUCCGCAAGAAUGUCCCAGUGCUUGUCCAUGGCGGCAAAUCAAUUGCUGAGUCCCUUGUCAUCCUCGAAUACAUUGAAGAAACUUGGCCACAAAAUCCCUUGCUUCCAAAAGAUCCUCAUGAAAAAGCCUUGGCUCGUUUUUGGAUGCAAUUUGGAGUAGAUAAGAUAAGGCCCGCUAUCUUUGCAUAUGUCAGAGCUAUCGGAGAAGAAGCCGAAAAGGCAAAAGAGUUCCAUGAAGUCCUGAAAAUCAUGGAAGAACAAGGCCUUGGAGACCAGAAAUUUUUUGGUGGUGACAAUACUAUAGGUUUGGUGGACAUUGCAUUUGGAAUGCUAGCCUACUGGCUUGAGUGCAUUGAAGAAGUCGUAGGAGUGAAGGUUUUAGAGGCCAGCAGUUUGCCUCGCUUGCACGCAUGGGCUCAGAAUUUCAAGCAAGUGCCUGUGGUGAAAGACAACCUUCCCGAUCGUGGAAAACUGCUUGCCCAUUACAAACAUUCAAGAGAGAAAUUGCUAUUGGCUGCAAGUUCUAUCUAGUCAGUAGUAUGUCAUAAUACUUGGCUACCUUUCAGUCUGGGUUAUUUUUACUAGUACUGCUACUACUAUUAUUACAAAAAAAAAUGGAAUAAAUCGUUUAUGUACGUCUACUAGUAC